ACUCUGUAUGAUAAGCACUGACUACCUGUCCUGAGCAGCAAGCCCAGAACUUCUGCUUUCUACCUGCCUGGGCUGCAGCACCUUUCUACUAGUGGGAUCUGUGAUUAGACACUCUGGUGGAUGGGAGCAAGAUGCAACAGGGAAUAAAAUGGCAUCACCAGGUGGAAAACUUGCCACAGACAAGAUGACCCCAAACCUCUUUCUCAUCAUCUUGUCCCUGCUUUCUCUGCCACACCAGGUAUCUGGGGAUCAAACACAAGGUGCCGUGUUCCUUCAUGAAUUUCCACUAAUUAGAAGAGAAAGCCAUCAAGAUGAUUUUUUGUCUGACUUAAUGACGAAUCACAAGAUUGAAGAUCCGAGCUCUCGGACUGCUCGGUCUGAGGAAGAUCGAGACACCUUGUGGGAUGCCUGGGGGCCAUGGAGUGAGUGCUCCCGGACUUGUGGUGGAGGAGCUUCAUAUUCUCUAAGACGGUGUCUAAGCAGCAAAAGCUGUGAAGGGCGUAAUAUCCGAUAUAGGACUUGCAGCAACGUGGAUUGCCCAGCAGAAUCUGGAGAUUUUCGGGCACAGCAAUGCUCAGCUCAUAAUGACGUGAAAUAUCAAGGACAGUAUCGGGAAUGGCUACCUGUUCACAACGACCCAGAGAAUCCAUGCUCCUUGAAGUGCCAAGCAAAGGGUACCUCUCUUGUAGUAGAGCUGGCUCCUAAAGUCCUCGAUGGCACCAGGUGCUAUACGGAAUCAUUGGAUAUGUGCAUCAGUGGUUUGUGCCAGAUUGUUGGCUGCGAUCAUCAGCUAGGGAGCACUGCAAAGGAAGACAACUGUGGUGUCUGCAAUGGAGAAGGGUCCACAUGCCGUUUGGUUCGAGGACAGCACAAAGCACAGCUCUCGGUAAACAAAAUGGAUGACACAGUCGUUGUUAUUCCAUACGGAAGCCGACAUGUCCGGUUGGUACUCAAAGGACCUGAUCAUUUGCAUUUGGAAACCAAAACAUUACAAGGUGUAAAAGGGGAGCACAGUCUCAGUACAACGGGUUCCUUUCUGGUGGAUAAUACAACAGUGGACUUUCAGAGAUUCACAGACAAAGAAAUCCUCAGGAUAGCAGGACCUCUUUCUGCAGAUUUUUCUGUGAAGGUCAGCUAUGCUGGAGCUGCGGACAGUGUGAUACAGUUCAUUUUCUACCAGCCGAUCAUACACCGAUGGAGGGAAACCGAUUUUUUUCCUUGCUCAGCUUCAUGUGGAGGAGGUUACCAACUGACAUCAGCCGAAUGUUAUGACCUAAGAAGUGGACGAAUUGUAGCCGAUCAGUACUGCCACUACUAUCCUGAAAAUGUUAAACCCAAACCUAAACUCCAAGAGUGUAAUAUGGAUCCCUGCCUGGCAAGUGAUGGUUACAAGCAGAUUAUGCCCUACGACCUCUACCAUCCUCUUCCCAGGUGGGAAAGUACCCCAUGGACUGCGUGCUCCUCCUCCUGCGGCGGAGGCAUACAGAGCCGCUCAGUAUCAUGUGUAGAAGAAGACAUUCAGGGGCAAGUCAGCUCAGUGGAGGAAUGGAAGUGUAUGUAUACUCCCAAAAUGCCGAUAGUACAACCAUGCAAUAUAUUUGACUGUCCUAAAUGGUUGGCUCAGGAAUGGUCACCGUGUACAGUUACAUGUGGGCAUGGGCUGAGGUACCGUGUAGUUCUUUGCAUUGAUCACAGAGGGAUCCAUACUGGUGGCUGCAGUCCUAAAACAAAACCUCACAUCAAAGAGGAAUGCACUGUGCACAUACCUUGUUACAAAACUAAAGAAAAACUACCAGUUGAAGCCAAAUUGCCUUGGUAUAAGCAAGCUCAAGAACUUGAAGAAGCAACUGCUGUAUCUCAGGAACCUUCGUUUAUUCCUGAUGUGUGGUCUCCAUGUAGUGUUUCCUGUGGAGCUGGUUAUCAGCAGCGGGCAGUGAAGUGCCAAGUACUCUUGUCUUUUUCUCAAACAAUUGCUGACCUUCCACCUGAGGAGUGUGAUGGUCCAAAACCUGCCAGUCAGCGAACAUGUUACAGUGGACCCUGCAAUGGGGAAUCGGUGGAAUAUAAUCCGGAGGAAGAUGAGUUAAGUUAUGGGGGUUUGAAGGAUAUUGAAGAACUGUAUGACUGGGAGUAUGAAGGCUUCUCUGAGUGCUCGGAAUCAUGUGGCGGAGGUGUGCAAGAAGCAGUUGUGGUUUGCUUGAACAAACAGACACGUGCUACUGUAGGAGAGAGUCUGUGUGCAGCUAGCAGACGUCCUCCACCACUUUUAAAAACAUGUAACAUGGAAGCGUGUCCCUCAAGGUGGGAGAUUGGAAAUUGGAGUUCAUGCAGUUUGACCUGUGGAGUUGGUCUGCAAACCAGAGAUGUAUUUUGCUCUCAUCUCUUGUCAAGGGAGACGAAUGAGACAGUGGUCUUGGGAGACAAUUUCUGCAAGCAACACAAGCCUACCAUGGUGCAGGCCUGCAAUCGAUUUGAUUGUCCACCAGUAUGGUACCCUUCAGAAUGGAAGCUGUGCUCACAGACAUGUGGUGGAGGCAUACAGACUCGUGAGGUUCUAUGCAAGCAGCGUCUCUCUGAUGGCAGCAUUUUGGAGUUACCAGAAACCUUCUGCUCCUCACUGAAACCUUUGUCUCAAGAGUCAUGUAAGAAUGAAGACUGCCCGGCAGAAUGGCAUCUGACUGACUGGUCUCAGUGUUCGGUGACGUGUGGAGAAGGAACUCAAACCCAGGCUGUUGUUUGCAGGAAAAGGUUGAAAACUGGGGACUACAUUGUGGGAAAUACCUCCAUGUGCUCAGACCCUCCCCUCCAUCAACUGGUUCGACCUUGCUCACUAGUACCUUGCACAAGGUCAAGACCCGUGCACAAACUGAACCCCCAGAUCACAGGUUUGAAGAAGCUCUAUAUCCAAAUAAAGAAACAGAAGAAGUUGCAGUUUGUUGUAGGGGGAUAUGGUUACCUGCUUCCGAAGACCUCUCUCGUACUUAGAUGUCCUGUGCGGAGAUUUAGAAAACCACAAAUCAUUUGGGAAAAAGAUGGCAAACACUUGACCAGCUCUGAGCAUGUUACAGUGGCACCACAUGGCUAUAUCAAAAUCCACCAUCUUAGGCCUACAGAUACUGGCGUCUACACUUGUAUGGCUGGACCUAGCCAAGAGCAUUUUGUUAUCAAGCUCAUUGGAGAUAACAAUAAAAUAAUCUCUCAGUCUCCAAGACUAAGAGAAGAAGAGAAUUUGAAGAAAAUCAGGAAGAAUGAAGCCUAUAACCGUCCAGAGAAACAACAAAAUGGUAACCUAUUUAACCGGAGCAAAGCUGACAAGCAUAUAACAGAUCCAAGUAGCUGGUAUGAUAACAUUGUUUCUCAUCUUCUGGCUCUAAAAGUGUUGUCUGAUAGAAGCCUGGAUGCAUCAGAACCCCAGGAAUCAUUUGAAAGAAAUAUUUCAUCUGAGGAAGACCAUACUAUUGAACACUCCUUGCCUUUUAAUUUUGUCACAGAUCUUAAGCGCUUGGAUGAUCUUGUAAAGAGCUUACCUCAAGCACCAACAGAGAUGCAAGAAAAUAACAGUAGACAUUUUUUCUUACAGCUAGCACAGGAAGUCAUGAGAAACCAGCCUGAAAAUCAGGAGCCCCUUGUAUUUAAGACAGAGCCUAUACAGAUCGGUCCAGGGAUUUCAGAACACUCGUUAUAUAAACCAGUUUCAAGCUUUUCUAGUUCAUGGAGAUCUUCAUACAUGGAUGCUGAAGUAUCUGAGGCUCAUGAGUCAAUUCCAGAUCAUACUCUCAGGAAGCCAGUCAUUUUGAGGAAGAUAUCUGCAGCACAGCAAUUCUCUGCUUCAAAUGUUGUCACAUACAUUGGACAGACCGUGGCUCUGGCAAGUGGGACACGCAGUGUUCUUCUUCAUUGCGAAGCAGGUGGAAAUCCAAAGCCAGUUAUAAGCUGGUCAAAGAAUGGAGUAGAAGUAAAAUAUAGUAACAGGAUCCUUCUAAAGUCAGAUGAUGCCCUUCAGAUUUUAGAGCCACUUGAAGCUGAUGUUGGGUUCUACACCUGCAAUGCAACCAAUUCGUUAGGCUUUGCAUCGGUUUCUAUCGCCAUUACUCUAGAAGGAAAGCCAUUAAUAAAGACGUCCAAGAAUGCUUUGAUCAAUGCCAAUGCUCCUUCCAUCACUGUCGAUGUUGGUAGUGUGGUGAAGACAUUUUUCGGAUCAAAUGUUACUAUCCACUGUCAGGUAGCAGGCAUUCCAGAGGCAGAUGUGUCUUGGUACAGAAAUAAAAGCAGAUUGCACCCAGCACUGCACAUGAGUGACGGGUCUCUGUUUAUUGGAAAUGUCACUGAGUCUGACCAGGGACUCUACACUUGUAAAGCAGCCAAUGUGCAUGGAGAAGUGUCGGAAUCUACCGAACUACAGCUUCUAAGUCUGUCCCUGGACACCUAUGGAGUAGAACGUUUACAACUGCUGUUUGCUGAAACUGAGCCAGGAGUUCCGUUUGUGUUGACAUCUCAGAAUGGAAAUACUUUGCAGGUUACUCCUGGGGGUUCCGCUCUGAUAGGAUGUCCCGUGAAUAAUGACUCCAUUCCCAGCAUCAUCUGGUUCCAUAGGAGCCAACCUUUGGGCUCAAGGUCAAGAUUGAGACAUGAACUAUUGGAAGGUGGACAGAUUCUUCAACUUGAUAACCUCAGCAAAGAACACCAAGGAGAAUACAGCUGUGUUAUUAAUAACCCGUCUGAAUCAUUUCUACUGAAGGCAUCUUUAUCCAUUGCAGCCCCAACAGAAUAUCAGUGGUCUGUGGUUGGUCUUGUACCGUGUACAGCAUCAUGUGGAAACAGAGGUAUCCAACAUCCCCAGUUACGAUGUGUAUUGGACAAAGAGGAGGUCAACGUUUCCUAUUGUUUAGAUAAACCUAGGCCAAACAUAAAGCCUGUGACCUGCAACAGAAGAGACUGCCCACCAAGGUGGAUGGUAACAUCAUGGUCAACCUGUUCUCAAAGCUGCGGAGGUGGCGUCCAGACACGCCGUGUGACCUGCCAGAAGCUGACUGGUGCAGGUCUCUCUGUGGCUGUGUCUAGUGACAUCUGCAGCAUAUCUGCAAAACGACCUGUAGACAGUCAGAGCUGCAGUAGACAGCUGUGUGUGGACUGGACAACAACCUCGUGGGGACAGUGCAAUGGACCCUGUAUUGGACCAAGAAUGGCUGUUCAGCAUAGACAAGUUUACUGUCAGACCAGAGAUGGGCUCAUUGUAUCUCCAGGACAAUGCCAAGCCUUACCAAGGCCAUUAAACACACAGAACUGCUGGUCAGAUACCUGCAGUGUGCACUGGAGGGUUUCACCAUGGACUCUUUGUACAGCCACGUGUGGCAACUAUGGUUUCCAGUCAAGGCGCGUGGAGUGUGUGCACCACCGUACUAGUAAGACUGCACCUGAUCAAAUGUGUUCGUGGAGACCGCGACCUUCCAACUGGCAGAGGUGUAACAUCACACCUUGUGAAAAUGUUGACUGCAGAGACACUACAAGAUACUGUGAAAAAGUGAAACAACUAAAACUUUGUCAACUCACACAGUUCAAAUCUCGCUGCUGUGGGACAUGUGGGAAGGCAUGAGAUUUAAAUGUAAGGCCUCUAUCUGCAUUUGACAAGGAAGCAAAAUUGGGAGAAGAAAGAAAAAAAAAGGAACAGGUUCGCAUGCCUGAAAUGUCCCUGUGAUUCUAUUUAUUUUUGCUGUUCAGUUGUAAAGAACUCGACAAGGUUCUCUUCCGUUUCUGCUGGAAGAUGGAAUGCUGUAAAACGCCUGACAUCAUCAGCCACAGGGUUUUGUCAUGGAUUGUAACAUGGGGGAAAAAAAGCUUAUGUCAAAAAGCUUAAAAGACAGUUGGUUGUACCAUGAACCACAUGGGAACUAUUCAGCCUACAACAUGACCUGACAACAAAAUAGGGAUAAAGGGAUAUUAUGGGACACAUAAUGUUGUGAUGGUAAAAAAGAAAACAAUAUAUGACUUUGGUGCCCACAAUUAGAAUAUGGAUGUACAUGCAUUUCUUUAUUUUACUAUGUUAAAUAACAUUUCCACUACAGUACACAAAGUGUUGGAUGUUACAAGAACCAAGUUCUGGGACCAUUAUUUUUGUGGAUGAAGAGGCAGACACAGAUUGGAUUCAAACAUAUGUAAAAGACUAAUUACAAUGCUGCAUGGAACACGAGAAUAAAGAAAAGGACAUGGCGGACUUUCAGUGCUUGUUUCUUCUGCCAAUGUGAACACGGCUCCUCCACUUUUUAUGACGACUAGGGUUACAGCCGUCUUGUGGCUUGCAAAGUCCUAGAGUGUGUAAAGCAUUGGUUUUCCAGUAGGUUCAAUGAAUUAGUUACCUGUCAAUCAUGUGUGCGUGUGACAGCUCUACUGCUUAAUGGUGGUAUUAUAAUCUUGAACAUAGGCACUUUAUAAGUGUGAUGAUUUUGAAUCACUGACAAACCAGGAAAACACAUGUAUGCAAGUCUUGAAGAAAAUCACAAUUUUAAAUGGAACAGCCAAUAUAUUAAUGAAAAAAAAACUAGGAUAUGCAUGUAAUUAUUUAAGCGUUUACGCACUUUGUCAAUUGUACAUGUUCAAACAGUGGGGUACUGAUCUUGAUCUUUUGUUUUUAUCUUUGAAAUGAUUGGUGGGGGGAUUCGUUAAAGUAAUGCAAACUGUGAGUUGGAUUUGUUAACGAAAUAAGCACAUACUUGUUAAAGCAUUAUGACACAGAAACUAUAAGUAAGACAAUAAUAUGACUUCACCUGUUUAAAACAUUCUUGUCGGCUCCUAGGAUACUAGCAUAUAAUACAUCUGCUGAUGACCUGAUCUAUACCGGUACUUCACAAAGCACAAAGAAACGUUAUGUCACAAAUGUUGUACAUAUUAAAAUGUUUCAAGGAUGUAUGUUUUAACAGCCUUAAAGUCUUUAAGGUUUAAACGAAAAAGAUUAUCCUUCUGACUGAUCACCAUUUAUUCUUGAAUUUACUUUGUACCAUCAAAAGAUAUGUCCAGUUUGUUAUUUUAGUAGAGCAAGAUGUUGUGAAAGUGUUAUGCAAAAUGUUCAUUUGUUUUUUAUAUAUAAAAAAAAUAUGAGGAAAAAUGCAAUAAGAAAAAUCCCAUGAACUGCCUGAACAGACCUCUUUUGGAUCAGGUGACCAGAAGAAAAUAUAUAGCUGUGGUGCUGGUUAGAAAUGUGCAAUUUGAUAUUAGAGACUUGUCAAUCAAACUACAACAAUUUGAUGAUCUCCAAGUUAUAUUAUAAUCAUGGCAAUGCUGGAUCCUCUGUAAUACAGAAUUUGCUUAGCACUGCGUUAUUUUACACAAUGCUAGGUUCCAAAUUUAGCUAGUGUUCAACUGCAUAUUAACCAACACAAAUAAUACAUUCUGAAAGUUCCAGGUCAUACCAUUAGCACUUAAUAUUUAAAGCACUUAUAAAAACCUAGGUUCCUCUACCUGAUUUCAUACAAAUAAUUUGGAAAUGAUGAGCUUGUUUUUGGUACUUUGGCCAACCCAUUUAUGUGUUAGAGCAUGUUCAUUGUUCACGUCAUUCAGACUCGUGUCAUACAUCCUUUAUUAGACCACUUAUGUUUCUUGCUGUCAUAGACUCUCUGUACAUUAAAAUACAUCUGAACCAUAUCCAAUUUCUAUCAAUGGUCCUCUGUGCAAAGAUGUGUGUUACUUAGAUACAGCAUAUUAUUAUUUUUAUUAUUAU
This is a messenger RNA of Pelobates fuscus (common spadefoot toad), 7711 nucleotides long. RefSeq names its product ADAMTS like 1 (gene ADAMTSL1). Gene Ontology annotation, biological process: extracellular matrix organization. Lineage: Eukaryota; Metazoa; Chordata; Amphibia; Anura; Pelobatidae. The record is from RefSeq and is a predicted model, not a curated record. The transcript has 30 exons. The coding region runs from base 149 to 5593 and encodes 1814 amino acids. Gene Ontology annotation, cellular component: extracellular matrix.